CUUGCUUCUUUUCGUCCUCAGCUACUAGCUUAAGGGCGGGCCCGAUAAAAGUGGUUGGCAUCCAUAGUUCAUCCAAAUCGCCACAUUCUCUGUAUACAGCAAAAUCUUCAACUUAUUUGAGAAGAUGGCGAUGAUGGCAAAAGGAAUCACGACUCUGGCAAAAGAGCUCCAAAACCGAGACAGGAAGGUUGUAAUAUGUGAAACGUUUUUCUACCUGUUAAUUAUUUCGGUGGCAAUCAUCGGAAACUCCUGCGUUCUUCUGGCGGUUUACAGAAACUCAAGACUCCGAACGAUUCCUAACUACUACAUCGUGUCUCUGGCGAUCUCUGAUAUUCUUUUACCCUUGUUGUGUGCUCCUAAUUCUAUAGUUGUUGCCAUCGUUGGUUAUUGGCCAUUUAAUGACAACGUUUGCCAGACUCAAGGAUUUUUUGUCAUAAUCUUGGCUUGCGCCUCUUUGUUAACCUUGACUCUGACUGCAAUCAAUCGGUUUUACCGACUGGUGCUAACGAAACGUUAUCGACGAAUUUUUACGAAACGGAGAACCUUAAUUAUGAUAGCAUUUGGAGUCGGCUUAGCUUGUCUGGAACCAUUACCUUAUUUAAUUUCGGGUCGACGUUAUGUCUUCCAUCCCGGAAAGUUGUUUUGCUUCCAAACAGCUGAAAUUUCCUUUCCAAAUUUCAUCGUGUAUUUCUAUGUCGGAGUGCCUACUUUUACUUUAAGUAUAUGCUAUGCUCUUGUGUUCAGACAAAUACGUAUUCACCGGAGAACAGUUCAAAAUUUGCGAUCGUGUUCUACCGCUGUGGAUAACAUAACUCAUGCGGAUGUCAGAGUAACGAAGAUUCUGUUCAUCACGGUGAUGGGACUUUUGGCCUGUUGGAUGCCAAUUGCGGUAAUAGAUUUUAUAGACACGUUCCGAGGUGAAGUUUCCUUUCCGAGACAAGUCUAUGUUUUCUAUCUAUUUCUGGGCAAUUUUUCAGGGGCAAUUAAUCCUUUUCUUUACGGUUUUUUGAACAGGAAUUUAAGAAGAGAAUAUAGAAAGAUUUUUUCUUUAAGGAAAAGAAACUCGAGACUGCAACAUUUGCAAAUAGAUUUAACUUCAUUUUCGACUCGAAACCCUUGUAGCACAGAACUCACCGCCAAUUAAAUCUUGCGCUCGUGAUUAUUUUUGGUUGUUCAAGAUAAUGGAACAUGAGUAUGUCUGAUUCUCUUCUACUUCAUAUGUCGUGAGGUGGCAAGAAUGAACUCAAUGCCGAAGCACGUGAAAGCACUGAUUCAGCAAAGUACAAAUACUCCUCGUUCAGAUUUGGCAAAAUGUCCAUCAAUGCAUUUACAGAAACGGAAAGAAACCAUUUAUUUCAUCAUUCUUUUAUCUUAUUUUUUUACACGUCAAAGUUUUCAGUUGUACUUGCGGUACUUUUAAGACGUAUUUUUUUUCAUAUAUUUUUUCUAUUAAAUGUUUAGUGUUUUUCUUUAUUUUGUGCGACUGACCACUAAAUAAACACGGAAAUAAUUCAUUUGUCUCUUAGCCGUUGAAGGAAACAAUU
This is a messenger RNA of Stylophora pistillata, 1544 nucleotides long. Its product is annotated as melatonin receptor type 1B-B-like. Gene Ontology annotation, cellular component: membrane. Lineage: Eukaryota; Metazoa; Cnidaria; Anthozoa; Scleractinia; Pocilloporidae. The record is from RefSeq and is a predicted model, not a curated record. Gene Ontology annotation, molecular function: neuropeptide Y receptor activity. Gene Ontology annotation, biological process: G protein-coupled receptor signaling pathway.